AUGUUGGUCUUCAGCAAAGAGCUAAAAGAUACUGAUCUCCGUGUUCGCUUCUCGUUCCCAACUAGUUCCUUACGGCAUCUAGAUUUCGGGGGAAAUAAUUUUGUUGAUUUGUAUGUUAAAGACAGCAGUGAUGAGCUUCGGGUGAUUCGUUGCAGGAAAAGAGAUGGGGAGUACGACAAGCCAGUGCUGUCUAAAGGUUGGCUUCAAUUUGUUUCCGAUUAUAAUCUGAGGGUUGCUGACAAGGUUGUUCUUCUUCGUGAGGACGACCCUCACCUCGGGUCUCAGUUCAGGAUCGAAGCAAAGAGGAAAAUCAUCUUGUAUGGUGAGGAGACUUGGGGUGAUGUGGCUAGAGAUAACUAG
Messenger RNA from Dovyalis caffra, 360 nucleotides. NCBI's taxonomy places the organism in Eukaryota, Viridiplantae, Streptophyta, Magnoliopsida, Malpighiales, Salicaceae. The record is from the annotation of a GenBank genome assembly.